GCUCCGGCCCGGCUCCGCCUCAGCUCGGGCCCGGCUCCGCCUCAGCUGGGCCCGGCGCGCUCUCGCUCCGCCCCGCGCGGCCUCCCCGGCGAUGGGUGCAUGCAAGCCCCCCAACUUCUCAUGGGUGGUCGAGGGGCGGCUGGCGGGGCUGGCGAUGCCACGGGAGCCGGGGCACUACCGGUACCUGCGGGAGCGCGGCGUGCGACACCUGGUGUCCCUGACCGAGCGGGCCCCGCCCCACCACGGCUGCUGUCCCCAAAUCCAGCUCCACCGGCUCCGCGUGGCCGACUUCACCCCCCCGAGCCCCGAGCAGAUCCAGAGUUUCCUGCAGAUCGUGGAGGAGGCCAAUGGCCGCGGGGAGGCCGUGGCAGUGCACUGCAUGCUGGGCCAUGGCCGGACGGGCACGCUGCUGGCCUGUUACCUGUGCAAGGAGCAGCACCUGGCUGCCGGUGAUGCCAUCCGCGAGAUCCGGCGCCUCCGGCCCGGCUCCAUCGAGACUGCAGAGCAGGAGCAGGCCGUGCUCCGCUUCUGCCAGUGCCUGUGCACUGGCGAGGAGACCUGAGCACGUGGAUGGCAUCCGUGGAAUUGGGCACCUCAAAGUGCCAGGCAUGCCCAGCCCCGACUGUCCCUUCCUGCAUUAAAGGACUGGCCUGUG
Messenger RNA from Vidua chalybeata, 655 nucleotides. RefSeq names its product dual specificity phosphatase 23 (gene DUSP23). Lineage: Eukaryota; Metazoa; Chordata; Aves; Passeriformes; Viduidae. Gene Ontology annotation, molecular function: protein tyrosine/serine/threonine phosphatase activity. The coding region runs from base 92 to 562 and encodes 156 amino acids. The record is from RefSeq and is a predicted model, not a curated record. The transcript has 4 exons. Gene Ontology annotation, biological process: cilium assembly; protein dephosphorylation.